AUGCUUCUGUGUGCCUUUGAGUGUCUGCAAUUUGGAGGAUAUUGUUCAUACCGAAGAUUUAAAUUCCUUCAAGCUAAAUAUGUGGGGAUUUCCAUCACACUGAAGUUGGCAGUGUUACAUACAUUUUGGUAUAGAUGCGCAAGCGAUACAGAUGUAUGCUGCAAAGUUAGAUGUGGGAAACGACGACUCGACACGCAACUAUUUACCAAAGACAAAGCAAAUUUCGCCGAGUUUCCCUGGAUGUUGGCAAUCCUUUAUCGGAAUGACUACCACUGUGGAGCUUCUUUAAUCCACCCCCAAGUGGCGUUGACCGCUGCUCACUGUGUUCAAAAUCCAGGCCCUUAUAAGGUACGAGCCGGCGAAUGGGACCGUUAUUCCCGGGGAGAGCCCCUGGAUCACGAAGACCGUGCAGCUGAAAAGAUAAUCAUCCAUCCCGCAUACAACGCCAACUCGCUGAAAAACGACAUCGCUCUAAUCAUAGUCGACGAGCCUUUUCCCCUUCAAGACAAUAUAGGAGUAGUCUGUUUGCCCCAUCAAAAUUCGUAUAUUAUUCAACAAGAGUGUUUAGUAACAGGAUGGGGUAAAACGUCCCACCACACUCUGUGGCGUUCGAAUAUUUUAAAAAAGACGAUUCUCCCAGUGGUUUCUCAUGGUUUUUGUCAGAUGUUGCUGCAAUUCUAUUUAGGAUCUACAUUUACACUGGAUUCUACUUUCAUCUGUGCGGGUGGUCAGAACAAGGACACUUGCCAGGGAGAUGGAGGGAGUCCCCUAAUGUGUGAGGUAGCAAGGACGGAAAAUGUUUACGUACAAUUUGGAAUCGUGUCUUGGGGGCUGAAGUGCGGGACAACGGACGUUCCAGGAGUGUACGUGAGUGUAGUUCAAUUCGUGCACUGGAUCGACCGGCAGAUGGCGCUGCAUGGCUUCCACAGCAGUGUUUACGGAAAAAUGGGUUUUGAAAAACGAACAUAUCAAAGAAGAAAUCCGAACCGGGUGCUAAGUUUUGAAGGCGGACAUACAAGUGUUUAUAAAGUUAGGGAUACUCAACAUUGA
Molecule: messenger RNA, 1050 nt
Organism: Zophobas morio
Lineage: Eukaryota; Metazoa; Arthropoda; Insecta; Coleoptera; Tenebrionidae
Product: phenoloxidase-activating factor 2-like
Exons: 5
Coding region: 1-1050 (349 amino acids)
Biological process (GO): proteolysis
Molecular function (GO): serine-type endopeptidase activity
Source: RefSeq, a predicted model, not a curated record